AUGACGUUGUCGGAGCGUCAGAAUGCAGCCAUACUAUUGGAGAACACGACGAUCACACCAUUCGAAAACGCACAGUCAAAGUUGAUAUUUCCAAUCUUAUGCAAAAUAUGCGAACGAAUCUUCACAGAUAUUAACCAAAUACGUGAACAUUUAAUAUCUGAACAUAGGAUUUGUUUUACAUCCUCUGGUAACGGAGUCGUGGUUUACAAUUUGACGCCCAAAAAUGGACAAUUCUCGUGUCACGUUUGCGACAAAUUGUUUCAAACCUUCAUUCUAUUAAACCGACAUUUAAAUGUGCAUUUUUGUAAUGCGGUUUGUGAAAUUUGUGGUGCUGGAUUUAUUACACAUCAGCGUCUUUUACAACACAAAGAGAUACAUUCAGGUGGAUAUCCUUGUACCAAAUGCAAUAAAAUUUAUACAACAAAUUCUAAUUUGAAGUAUCAUAUUGAGAAAAAUCAUCAAGGUGGCACUAAAAUGCGCACUUUGCGAUGUACACAGUGCUCGGAGAGAUUCACAGAACACUUUAGAAAGUUGAAACAUCUUAAAGAAGUUCAUGGUAUAACGUUUACUUUCGAAUGCGAGUUUUGCAAAUUAGUUUUUCCAAGUCGUAGAUCUUUAACAAUGCAUACAAAUAAAUAUCACUCUAUAAAAACUCAAUGCGAAGUCUGUAAGAAGAAUUUUAGUUGUAUAACAACUCUGAAGAAGCAUAUGGUUUCACAUACAGGAGAGAGGAACUUUGGAUGUAAGAUUUGUGAUAAAUCUUACCGUCAUCAGAAAAGUCUUAAGCAACAUAUGCAAGUUCAUGAUACAAAAGAUAAUUACACUUGUUCAGAUUGUGGAAAUAACUUUCCUAAUAGAAACGAGUUUAACAAACAUAUGAAAGAUUGGCAUCGACGAUGUUUAUUAGAUUACAAUGUACGCUAAUAAAUUAUUCAAUAUUUCGUGAGACAUUAUACUAAACUGAUAUAAAAAAAGCGAC
Molecule: messenger RNA, 979 nt
Organism: Papilio xuthus (Asian swallowtail)
Lineage: Eukaryota; Metazoa; Arthropoda; Insecta; Lepidoptera; Papilionidae
Product: gastrula zinc finger protein XlCGF52.1-like
Source: RefSeq, a predicted model, not a curated record